UUAUGAGACGUUGUUUGGUAAGGCAGAUUCUGCGGUCACUACUUGUUUGCCAGGCUGGGAGUUUUAUAACGUUUGGACCGAGUUCGAAUUGAACACAGAAUUGCUGUUCUGACUCUAGAAGAGGAGCCGCUGUCUUCUGGUGGCUCAGCGUAGCGGACAGAGGAUGUUUCCAGCCAGCAGAUACACUUGUAAAGCUCACAGAUGUAUCAGGGCAUUGACAACGUUACAGAAAGACCCUGCAGCCCCACAACUGUACUCUAGUAUACACAGGAGGACCUGCUCUUCAGUGUCGACGACCCGCAUCACCACACACUACACCAUUCAUCCUCGAGAUAAAGAUGCAAGAUGGGAAGAUGAGUCAGCAGCAGUCCUAACCCCCCUUACCGUCCUAUCUCCUCCCUGCCCCAGUGAGAAAGGUAUGGAAAUGGAGAGGUUUGGGGAUGAGGCCGAUGUUGUGAUUGUAGGCGGUGGUCCUGCUGGUCUCUCUGCAGCCAUCCGCCUUAAGCAGCUUGCAAAUGAACAAGAGAAGGAACUACGAGUGUGCUUGGUGGAGAAGGCCCCUCAGAUCGGCGCUCACACGCUGUCAGGAGCCUGUUUGGAGCCCAGUGCCCUCAUUGAGCUUUUUCCUGACUGGAAGGAACGAGGGGCCCCUCUGCACACUCCGGUGACAGAAGAUGUGUUCAGCAUUUUUACAGAAAAGCACAGGAUACCCAUCCCUAUACUGCCAGGACUGCCCAUGCAGAACCAUGGUAACUACAUUGUGAGGCUGGGAAACCUUGUGCGUUGGCUGGGGGAGCAGGCUGAGGAGCUGGGAGUGGAGAUUUAUCCCGGUUAUGCUGCAGCUGAGGUUUUAUUUCAUGAGGACGGAAGUGUUAAAGGGAUUGCCACUAAUGAUGUGGGGAUUGCCAAGGAUGGCUCACCAAAGGAUACUUUUGAGCGAGGAAUGGAGCUCCACGCUAAGGUCACUGUGUUUGGAGAGGGCUGCCAUGGCCAUUUAGCAAAGCAGCUUUAUAAGCAAUUCAACCUGAGGGAGAACUGUGAACCCCAGACCUAUGCUAUUGGCCUGAAGGAGCUGUGGAUGAUCGAUGAGAAGAAGUGGAAACCAGGCAGAACGGAGCAUUCUGUUGGGUGGCCUCUGGACAGACACACAUACGGAGGAUCCUUCCUGUAUCAUCUGAAUGAAGGAGAGCCUCUUGUUGCCUUGGGCUUUGUGGUUGGUUUAGAUUAUUCCAAUCCGUAUUUAAGCCCCUUCAGGGAGUUUCAGCGUUGGAAGCAUCACCCCUUUGUAGCUUCCACGCUGGAGGGAGGCCAGAGGAUUGCUUACGGAGCCAGAGCCUUAAAUGAGGGAGGAUUUCAGUGCAUCCCAAAGCUGACGUUUCCUGGAGGUUUGCUGAUUGGCUGCAGCCCGGGGUUCAUGAAUGUCCCAAAGAUAAAAGGAACCCACACAGCCAUGAAGAGCGGCAUCCUGGCUGCUGAAGCCAUUUUCCCUAAAGUCACUGCAGAGAAUCUGGACUCAGAGACUGCAGGGCUUCAUAUACCUGAGUACAGUGACAACUUGAAGAAUUCCUCUGUGUGGAAAGAGCUGUACGCUGUGAGGAACAUCAGGCCGUCCUUCCACAACUACUUUGGUCUUUAUGGUGGGAUGGUGUACACCGGUAUUUUCUACUGGAUUUUACGAGGAAAAGAGCCUUGGACACUAAAACACAUAGGCCUGGAUGCAAACCAGCUGAAACCGGCUAAAGAUUGUAAGCCCAUUGAGUAUCCGAAGCCCGACGGCAAAAUCAGCUUCGACCUGCUGUCCUCAGUGGCCUUGAGCGGCACCAACCACGAGGGCGACCAGCCUCCACACCUGACCCUAAAGGACGACCGCAUCCCCGUCGAAAGGAAUCUGGCUAUUUAUGACGGACCAGAGCAGCGCUUCUGCCCGGCAGGUGUGUAUGAGUACGUUCCCGUGGAAACUGGAGAUGGGAUGAGAUUACAGAUCAACGCUCAGAACUGUGUCCACUGUAAGACCUGCGACAUCAAGGAUCCCAGCCAGAACAUCAACUGGGUGGUACCGGAGGGCGGCGGCGGACCUGCCUACAACGGAAUGUGAACUUUUAUCUUCAACAAAACUUUUGUUUUCCACAUUAAGGAGACCGGAGCGAUCAGUAUGUGCCUGAGUAUGAACCGUUAGCCGUGUAGCUGUCUGAGGGUACAACUUUAAAUUAUAAAGCGUGUUUAUGAAUCUUGAAGGUCCAACUGAUAGGUUCUGCAUGAGCUCUGUGGGCAUUUUAAUCCAUUUAAAGAGAAAAUAACAGAAACAUUUUCUGUCAGUUUUGUAAAAAUUAAGCUGUAAAUUGUCUGUUGGCAUUUUUAACAUAAACUAACUAAUACUGUAUAAUGUCACAGAAAAUAAAGAAAACUUGAGUUA
Poeciliopsis prolifica (blackstripe livebearer) is the source of this 2413-nucleotide messenger RNA. Its product is annotated as electron transfer flavoprotein-ubiquinone oxidoreductase, mitochondrial-like. Bases 164 to 2095 code for a protein of 643 amino acids. Gene Ontology annotation, molecular function: electron-transferring-flavoprotein dehydrogenase activity; iron-sulfur cluster binding. The record is from RefSeq and is a predicted model, not a curated record. Gene Ontology annotation, cellular component: mitochondrial inner membrane. The transcript is spliced from 14 exons. Gene Ontology annotation, biological process: electron transport chain. NCBI's taxonomy places the organism in Eukaryota, Metazoa, Chordata, Actinopteri, Cyprinodontiformes, Poeciliidae.